Molecule: messenger RNA, 2206 nt
Organism: Oryzias melastigma (Indian medaka)
Lineage: Eukaryota; Metazoa; Chordata; Actinopteri; Beloniformes; Adrianichthyidae
Product: LUC7 domain-containing protein
Exons: 10
Coding region: 636-1907 (423 amino acids)
Biological process (GO): mRNA splice site recognition
Cellular component (GO): U2-type prespliceosome; U1 snRNP
Molecular function (GO): mRNA binding
Source: RefSeq, a predicted model, not a curated record
CCUGAACCGGAAAAGGUGGAUGCUCACCAAAUGUAAAACUCGGCUUUUUUAUGUUUUUAAAGAUAAAAUAAUUGUAUUUUCUUCAACAACAACAAAAAAGGGGCAAAACCACGUUCCAGUGGCAGACUGCAGCGCUUCUUCCCCGAGACAGAGGGACUGAAGAGCGGGCUUUCAUGAAGUCGAGCCAAAAGAGGAAGUGAGAAGGCGGAAGUGAGCACGUUGAACAAACUUGAUAACUUCUAGCUGACUGGCUGAUAUACCACACACCGACAUUACGUUAGCAACAUGAGUUAUGUUGUAAUUUCACACACAUUUGUCAGAAUAAUCGAGCUCUUUGACGAUCAUUAGUCGUCAGUAUCGCUACUCGACCCGCGGUGGACUUCCAGCGGCUGCUGCACUUGCUCCACCGACCCGAAACCAUCCAUCUUUACAAACUAGUGCUCGAGCGCAGGGCAGUGAACGCGGGAAAAGGACUGCUUAGUUUUUUUUUUUUUUUUUUUUAAGCUGACUGUUGGAGUCUUCACACUACUCCUGUCGGGGGGUAAAAGUUGUGCAGACUGUUGUUGGAGGAGCCAAGAGGCCUACGGUGAAGGAGUGCUGCAUGUGUGUUUGAGGAUUGCCGCCAGUAGAAGAACAUGUCGGCCCAGGCACAGAUGCGAGCGAUGCUGGACCAACUCAUGGGGACGGGGAGAGACGGAGACACCAUGCGGCAGAGAAUCAAAUUUACAGACGAGCGAGUCUGUAAAAGCCAUCUUCUGAAUUCAUGUCCUCAUGACAUUCUGUCAGGAACUAGAAUGGACCUGGGAGAGUGCGCCAAAGUCCAUGACUUGGCCCUGAGGGCAGAUUACGAGAUCGCAUCCAAGGAGCAAGAGUACUUUUUUGAACUUGAUGCUACAGAGCACCUUCAGUCUUUCAUCGCUGACUGCGACCGCAGAACUGAGCUGGCCAAGAAGAGACUAGCCGAGACGCAGGAUGAGAUCAGCGCCGAGGUGGCUGCGAAGGCUGAGCGAGUCCAUGAGUUGAACGAGGAGAUUGGUAAGCUGCUGGCCAAAGCGGAGCAGCUGGGCGGUGAAGGGAACGUGGACGAAGCGCAGCAGAUACUGGAGAAGGUGGAAAAGACUCGAGCUUUGAAGAAGGAAGCAGAGGACGUGUACAGAAACUCCAUGCCGGCUUCCAGCUUUCAGCAGCAAAAACUCAGAGUGUGCGAGGUGUGCUCCGCCUACUUGGGUCUCCACGACAACGAUCGUCGUCUAGCCGACCACUUUGGGGGCAAACUGCACAUCGGUUUCAUUGAAAUCCGCGAGAAGCUCGACAAGCUAAGGAAAGCAGUUUCAGAGAAACAAGAGAGAAUGCGCAUACGGAGGAGAGAGGAGCGAGAAAGAGAAGAAGAAAGAGAGCGGCAGUGGGAGGUGGAGCGCGAACGGGAGCGAGAGCGGGAGCGACAGCGAGAAUGGGAUCGAGAAAAAGAGCGGGACAGGAGGAGGUCAAGAUCUAGAAGCGGAGAUCGAUACAGGGAUGGCGGGAGCUCAUCGUCCCAGCGUUCCAGACGCCACCACUCAUCCCGCUCCAGGGAGGACGGAUCCGAUCGGGACAGAGACCGAGAUCGUAAACAUCGACACAAGGACAGGCACCGCUCGCGCUCACAUUCUCACAGACACAAAAGAAAGAGGUCUUCCAGAGACAGAUCAAGUCACACCCGCGACAAAGAACCAUCACCGUCCCAGGAGAGACCUAGAGAUGGCGCGGCAGAGGGGUGGCGUGAAAACAAAGUGGAGCAUGGAGCCUGGGAGGAGAGGGGGAGGUCCACCUCUCCUGACAUGUCCAGAGGCAGGGAGAGGGAGAGAUCCCUGUCGUACGAGCGGGACCGGCGCUCCAGCUCCGAGGAGCGCGAGUCGGGAGAGAUAUGAAUGUUACAUGGAGGAUUUGAGUGAUAUUCAUUUAAAAAAAGGAGCAUGUGAAGGUGUUUGAUUGGGUUUGGCUGUCAACUCUGUAUGCAUUUUCAUAUUGGGAAGUGUGUAUUUGGAUGGUGGGGCUGAGGUACUGCCUACAGUGGUGAUGAUCUAAGAAAAAUGUUAAAAACUACUUUUCAAAGAUGCGAGAGGCAAGACUGACACGGGGAAGGUAUAGUUUCCAUUUUUUAUGUCAACUUUUCAACCUUAUGUACAGUUUACAGAGUGAUGACGUAAAAUAACACAGACAAAAAAAA